AUCUGACCAAAGAAAAAUAAUAAUAAUAAUAACAAUAGUGUAUUUCACAACCGCUGCCGCUUUCUCCCUCGGAACGUAAAACCCUAACGCCCGAAAUCGAAAGCAGAAAAAAUGGAACCCAAUUUCGAAACCCUUAUUAUGCUUGAGCACACUCGCAAAAUUGCUGAAGAGAACUACGCAAGGGAUCCUCUCGACACUGAUAAUCUAACCAAAUGGGGAGGAGUAUUGGUUGAAUUAUCUCAAUUUCAGAAUCCUGGAGAUGCCAGGAAUAUGAUGAAAGAUGGUAUCUCAAAGUUGGAGGAGGCUUUGGCGAUCAAUCCCUUGAAGCAUGAAGCCUUAUGGUCACUAGGGAAUGCGAACACCUCUUAUGCAUUUUUGACACCUGAUUACACUGAGGCAGAGGUUUAUUUUGAUAAAGCAACUGAAUAUUUCCAAAGAGCAGCAAAUGAGGAUCCAGGCAAUGAGCUCUAUGGCAAGUCUUUAGAACUCACUUCCAAGGUACCAGAGUUGCACAAGGAGAUCCAUGGGGCUGGAAGUAUUGAGCGGGAGGCUUCUGCAUCUUCUAGUGCAAAUGUAAGAAUCAUACAUAUCUGUUCUUGUUUAAUGCUUCCUACCUCUCUCUGUGGGUUAUUUGUUUCUAUAAUUCUCUUUGAGCAUGCACUAAAGUUUCUGGUUAAUAUAAUUUUACAAGUUUGAUUGAAUUAAAUAUAAUCUUACAAGUUUUUGGAAGCUAGUUGUAAAAUAAACUUGUAUGUUUGUGUUGUGCCUUGUCGGGAAAUAGACAAAUAGUACAUAUAUCAAAUGUAACUUUACGGUCAACUCGGUUGGUUCCCUUUCAUGAAACUUUUCUCACUGCUGUCUAAGUUUAUCUGGCUAAGCCAAUGGAUUGGACCACCAGUUCAAUUUGAUAUUGCUGUGGCCAUGAGAAUGUGCACCAGAAAGUUGAGACA
This is a messenger RNA of Rubroshorea leprosula, 950 nucleotides long. NCBI's taxonomy places the organism in Eukaryota, Viridiplantae, Streptophyta, Magnoliopsida, Malvales, Dipterocarpaceae. The record is from the annotation of a GenBank genome assembly.